Apus apus (common swift) is the source of this 1809-nucleotide messenger RNA. Its product is annotated as CUB and zona pellucida-like domain-containing protein 1. Lineage: Eukaryota; Metazoa; Chordata; Aves; Apodiformes; Apodidae. The transcript is spliced from 9 exons. The record is from RefSeq and is a predicted model, not a curated record. The coding region runs from base 1 to 1809 and encodes 602 amino acids. Gene Ontology annotation, cellular component: cell surface.
AUGUUCAGAGUGGAGGAUAAAACAUUAUUGCAGCUUCAGAGAUCCUUGGAAGUUGUUUUGUCUUGCUGCUCUUCUCCAGUAGGUGCUCCUCGCUGUGGGGCUUCCCUGCACGACCUCAACAAAGCGUUCAGGAUUGACCUAAAUGCAAAUGCAACCUGUGUCUGGCAGAUUCAGAGGAAUGUAAAUCAAACAAUUAGGCUGGUUUUCUCCUACUUUCAAUUUGCUCCUUCUUCAAGCUGUGAAACUGAAAGUAUUAAAAUAUAUGAUGGUCCCUCAACUAAUUCACCUCUUCUUGGACAAGUAUGUAACGACACUGAUGCAGUCCCAGUACUUCAUUCAUCUUCAGACAGUUUAACUUUUCUCAUAACAACAAACUCUGCAGCUUUUGCACGAAGCUUCUUCGUCUACUAUUACUUCUUUCCAGCUGAAGCAAAAAAUGAAAAUUGUGGGGGAGAAUUAACUGGUCCCAAUGGGACAAUUACCAGUCCCAACUACCCAGCACCUUACCCUGAGUUUACAUACUGUGUCUGGCACAUAGAAACAGCAAAAAACUCUAAGAUAAAACUACAGUUCCAGGACUUUUUCCUGGAACUUGACAAAACCUGCCGCUUUGACUUCACAGCUGUCUACGAUGGCCUUGCCACCAACACUGGCUUAAUAGGGAAAGUGUGUGGUCGUACUCAGCCCACAUUUGAAUCUUCCUCAAACCUGAUGACACUUGUGCUGUCUACAGACUAUGCCAACUCCUACAGAGGGUUUUCUGCUCAGUACACCAGUGUUCCCCUGCCAGCCCCAGUGGAGCCUGACACAUUCCUUACCUGCACUUCAGAGAGCAUGAAAAUUGUUCUGAGCAAGUCUUAUCUGGCGUCCCUUGGUUAUAAUGAAACUCAGCUACAGCUGAAUGAUCCAUCUUGCCGUCCACUUGUAACAGAUUCAGUGAUCUUUUCCUUCCCAUUAGCCAGCUGUGGAACAACUAAAAAGGAUGAAGGUCACAGCAUCACUUACACCAACAUCAUCUCUCUCUCUGCAACUGGCAGCGUUAUCACUCGUCAAAAGAACAUAGAGAUCAUUGCAAAAUGCAAAAUGGAAAACAAUUCAACCUUAGAAGUCAUUUACAUCACCAAAAACAAUGUCAUCCAGAACACAACUGCCACGGGAAGUUACAACGUCAGCAUGUCAUUCUACGACUCAGACUCAUUCUCCCAGCCUGUACAUCAGUCCCCGUAUUACGUAGACUUGAACCAGAACCUUUUUGCUCAAGUCAGCCUUCAUUCCACUGACCCAAAUCUUCUGGUGUUUGUUGAUACCUGUAUAGCAUCUCCACAAGCUGAUUUUGGAUCCCCAACAUAUGACUUAAUCAGAAGCGGCUGCAAGAAAGAUGACACAGUGGUGACCUACCCACCACUUAAGCACUAUGGAAGGUUCAAAUUUAAUGCCUUCAGGUUCCUGCGGAGCUUCCCCUCCGUUUACCUUCAGUGUGACAUUGUCAUCUGUGACAGCAACGCCACAGAGUCCCGCUGUACCCAGGGCUGUGUCUCCAGGCAAAAAAGAGCUCUUCCUACACACACGUGGAAAACUAAUACUGUAGUAGGUCCCAUCCGCCUGAAGAGAGACCUGAGGUCUGCUGGUCACUCAGAAUCCCUCACUAGAGCAGAUGCUGAAGAAAUGCCAAACCUGCAACAGUACAACUUCUACACUCUUUCCUUUGUGGUUUUAAUUUCAAAUAUUAUCAUUGUGGUAGCUGUGAUACUGAAGUAUCACAAACGCCAAGCAGGACAUGGCUACCAAAAAAUCCAGAGCUCAUAUUAA